AUGAUGAGCCCUCGUGACUCAUCUGAUCAUCUCUCCCCCGACCCGGGCCUGCAACCUCUGCGGCCUCUAACUUCUGCCAAACGACUGCGACUUGAAACCGACGACAUUGUCUCGAGCGAUUCGGGCGCUUCCGACCUCAACCUUCCGACAGGAGGUGCAUUUACUGACCCACCGCUGCCUCCUCCUCCUCCAGCCGCCACAGACACACUCGACUGGUGGCUCGAAUCAAACGAGGGCUUCCGCGAUCGCAUCCGACGAAUGUCGUCCGAAUCUUCCUUAUCUAUUGACUCUAUCACUCGCGAAUUCAAUUCCGCAUCAUCAAACUCCCACACCCCUAAACAAAACCCUCCUUCUCUGCCACCCUGA
Molecule: messenger RNA, 366 nt
Organism: Oikopleura dioica
Lineage: Eukaryota; Metazoa; Chordata; Appendicularia; Copelata; Oikopleuridae
Source: the annotation of a GenBank genome assembly